AUGGGCAGAAGAAAGCAAGAAAAUGGAAGAAGUUCCAGGCAGGUCUGUUGCGUCAAUACCCUGCACAAGUCCAAACAGAUGGGUUCCCCCCCCUCUGGUUUCAUUAAAAUUAACACAGAUGCUUCGGUUACCAACGAGGGCUGGGUUGGUAUGGGUGUGGUGGCGAGAGAUAUAGAAGGGUCAGUUUUAUUUGCAGCAUCCAAAAGAAUAAGGGCAUGGUGGUCGGUCGAAGUAGCGGAAGCAAAAGCAAUAACCUGGGCUCUAAACUUGGGAUCAAAAUUCGGACACAACAAUGCUAUUGUAGAAACUGAUUGCCAAGUCAUUAUCACAAAACUCAUGAGGGAGGAGAGGCAUAACACGGAUCUGGACAUGGUGUUAAGUGAUGCUAUGGCUCAAAGUACACGGUAUAGUAGCUUACAAUGGAGUCAUGUGAAGAGGGAAGGAAAUACGGUGGCUCAUAAUCUUGCAAAAUUUAUCCCCUUUGAUCCUGAGCAAAUUUGGUUUAAUUGUGUUCCCCCUACUGUUUCCCACUAUGUAAGGAUGGAUAUUUUUGCUAUUUAA
Molecule: messenger RNA, 561 nt
Organism: Chenopodium quinoa (quinoa)
Lineage: Eukaryota; Viridiplantae; Streptophyta; Magnoliopsida; Caryophyllales; Amaranthaceae
Exons: 1
Coding region: 1-561 (186 amino acids)
Molecular function (GO): nucleic acid binding; RNA-DNA hybrid ribonuclease activity
Source: RefSeq, a predicted model, not a curated record